AUGGCAACACUCGCGAUGAUGGGGAGGCACAAUUCCAAGUUUCCGCCAGAGUCGCAAACACACACCAAACGGGUGACGCGCGAUGGUAGAGAACUCCACUACCAAAUGGUUGUUAUGCAACAGCCAGAACGUGCUAGAGCUUGUGGUGCUGGAGCCAAAUCCUCCGCCGACCGACGUCCUGUCGACCCGCCUCCCGUGGUGGAAUUACGCAUAUUCGAACGCGAAGGUAAUACUGAAAUACUGCAAGAUAUCACUUUCGCCUAUAAUGCAAACUUCUUCCUCUAUGCGACAUUGGAAAAUGCGCGGAACACGGCUCAUGGACGAAUGGCUGGACCCGCCUCAUGCCCUGUUUUGACCGGUGUACCAGUAGCUGGUGUUGCAUAUCUCGAUCGUCCAAUGCAAGCAGGAUAUUUCAUUUUCCCCGACUUAUCGGUACGACACGAGGGUCGAUACCGAUUAGCCUUCCAUUUGUACGAGGAGAUUAAGGAUGCGAAUGAUACUGACAAGGACUCGGACCUGCCACUUCCGAAUCAAGUCGCCAGUCCCAAUAUCACGAAGCCUGGCUCCCCACAAUCAUUCUUACACUUCCGUUUCGAAGUCAAAUCCCUCCCCUUUAUCGUCUACAGUGCGAAGAAGUUCCCUGGCCUAGCUACGAGCACUUCGUUGAGCAGGAUAAUCGCCGAGCAGGGAUGCCGUGUUCGCAUUCGUCGUGAUGUUCGGAUGAGACGCCGGGGCGACAAGCACGAUCCAGACUUCACUUACCACGAGGAGAGGAAUCCGGCGGUAUAUCCUCGGGCCAACCGAUUCUCAACACCUGAUCACUACGUGGCACAGUCCGUGGAACGUCCUCGAUCAAAUAGUCAUACCAGCACAGCGGAAUCACCAUACGGAUAUGGACCCGAAAUUCAACGGCGGUCGUCAGGUCAAGAUUAUGGCUUUGCUUGUCCACCACCUUACCAGCGACCAAUGCCACCCGCCAUAGCUCACGCCCCAACCCCAUCCUAUCAAUCACAUAUUUCCUUUGGCUCAACAUCAACUCAUUACCCUGCUGCUGCUCACAUGCCGCCCACUCCUCCACCUCCUGCUAUGUAUUCGCCUCAUACAGGCUAUGCUAAUAUUCGUCACCCAUCCAACGCUUCGGAGUACGAGAUGACUCCCGCUGGUUAUCCCAUGGGCCAGCAAAUCCAAAAUGGUUACCCCAAGAACAAUAUGAACCAAUACCGCGUGGAAGCAGCAAAGCCUAUACCCUAUUUGAUUCAAGAUCCCUCCCAAUAUCUGCCACCAGCCCAUAUGAUGCGCCAUGACCAGACACCGAAUAUGCCUCAUGCCGGAAUGAAAGCCUUGGCCAGUGAAUACGCCAAUGUGCAGCCAUCUAUCGAGAGUGUGCCGCCAAGCCCUGGAGGCUACGAUUCAUUCACAGGCAAGCGGAUGCUCUACCACACAGGGCCGAUUGGUACCAAGCGCACUCACGAAGAUUCUUUCGGAAUUGAUGACCGCUCCAUGCAGAACGGUAUGAGGCCAGAUACCGAGCCGAACCCAAAUGCAUACCGAGAUUUCUCCGCGGAGAGUCGUGCAGCCUUGAUGGCUGAGCUCGGCGUCGAGAUGGCAUAUAAACGUGCCAAUGGCAAGAUGGUCAUGAAGGCACCUCAUUAA
Molecule: messenger RNA, 1653 nt
Organism: Penicillium verhagenii
Lineage: Eukaryota; Fungi; Ascomycota; Eurotiomycetes; Eurotiales; Aspergillaceae
Gene: veA
Product: sexual development activator VeA
Exons: 2
Coding region: 1-1653 (550 amino acids)
Source: RefSeq, a predicted model, not a curated record